ACACAGUCCAGUCUAGGCACCUCGCGCGCGCCAUACCCUCGCAACGCCCCGCGUCUGAGUCACACCGCCCAGGUCGCCGACGACGGCAGCGCGCCCUGCUGGCCGCCUUAUAAGCGGCGGGCGGGGAGGGGAGGGACAUCAGUCAGGCCCCCAGACGCGACACUAGAGCACCAUGGCGUUUACCUGGCAGAGCAUCCUGCUGACCUGCGGCGCGGCCCUGGCCGUGCUGGCCUGCGCCCCCUCCGCGGCCAGCGGCGCCGUCCUGCAGCCCGGCAUCUACCCCUACCUCAACGCCACCAGCGUCGGCGUCGACGCCAACGACCAGAGCGUCAUCAUCGGCAGCACCACCUGGCAGGACAGGCUGCUGCUGCAGGAGACCGCCUACAAGGAGAGCUGGUGGAUGAUGAUCCGCGACGCGGACGUGGUCUACCCCAAAAAGAACGAGGUGGGCUACAAGAUCUCGUGCAUCAAGAUCCUGGACCAGCGCCGGGACGGCAAGAACGGCGAGGUGAAGGUGAAGGAGGGCGGCGUCAGCUACAACCACGUCCUGCUGCGCUUCCACUCGCAGCGCAACCACGGCCUCAACUACCUCGUGCAGGUCUACGGCCACUAAGACAAUAAACGACGACGACGCGAUAGAGAAAUACAAUCCUCCACUAUAUAUCUUUAAAGAAAAUGUGUCUGUGAUAGGAUAUCUUUGUAAUAGGAGAGAAAAUUAAAAUGUGCAUAUGACAUGCAUAUAUGAGACUGAAUUCAGAAA
Molecule: messenger RNA, 760 nt
Organism: Frankliniella occidentalis (western flower thrips)
Lineage: Eukaryota; Metazoa; Arthropoda; Insecta; Thysanoptera; Thripidae
Product: probable salivary secreted peptide
Exons: 3
Coding region: 173-613 (146 amino acids)
Source: RefSeq, a predicted model, not a curated record